Messenger RNA from Lactuca virosa, 1219 nucleotides. Lineage: Eukaryota; Viridiplantae; Streptophyta; Magnoliopsida; Asterales; Asteraceae. The record is from the annotation of a GenBank genome assembly.
CCACCCAUCAGGACAAAGAGGUUUAAAGAGAGACAACAAAAGUAGAGAGAAAGAGAGAAUUCAAAGUUCUCUGAAUCUCUUUGUCUGUGUUGAGUGUGUGUGGAAACUUAGAAGAGAAGAUGACUGGAGACAGCUUUGCUCAUCUUACACUUGCAUUUGGCCUUCUUGGCAAUGUUGUGUCAUUCAUGGUGUUUCUUUCCCCAUUGCCAACGUUUUAUAAAGUUUACAAAAAGAAAUCAACAGAAGGGUUUCAAUCAGUGCCUUAUGUCGUGGGGUUAUUUAGCGCCAUGCUUUGGAUAUAUUACGCAUUGCUUAAGGCAAAUGCGAUGCUUCUCAUCACCAUAAACUCCGUUGGUUGCGUCAUUCAAACCUUCUACAUUUGCUUCUUUCUCUUUUACGCACCAAAGAAGGCCAGAAUCGAAAGCCUAAAGUUAAUCAUGUUGAUGAUAGUUGUUGGCUUCGGAUUGAUUGUUGUCCUAACUCGGUUUCUUGCUAAUGGGACCACUCGUGUCGCAAUAGUUGGAUGGAUUUGUCUCGUGUUCGCCUUGUGUGUUUUCGUGGCACCAUUGGGGGUUUUGAGACAAGUAAUUAAGACAAAAAGCGUGGAGUAUAUGCCCAUUCUACUAUCGGCGGCCCUCACCCUCAAUGCCAUCACAUGGUUCUUUUAUGGUCUACUUCUUCGCGACUUCAACAUCGCGAUUCCGAACGUACUUGGAAUCACGUUUGGUGUUCUUCAAAUGAUCCUUUACUUUGUAUACAAAAACAAGAAACCAGUAAGCGAUGAAAAAGUAUCAGAAUUAGAAGUAAAGAGCGUCGAAACAGCGGAACCGAAAAUCUCAGGAAAGAAAGAUCAAGAAAUCAUUGACGUUGCGAAGCUAAGCGCUUUAAUUAGUGCGAUUCCUGUUGUUACCAAAAUAAACGAUAACACCAAUGAUGUUGAUCACGAUCAUUUGGUUGUUGAACCUCAUGUCCCUAACCAUACCAUUGAAGUCGCAGCAUGAACUCAAUAUAUACGGUUUAUGUCCAAACCGAUGCGUUCAUGGUUUUGAUCGUGCAUAUGUGAAGCUUACCAUGCAGAUCGAUAAAUUUGUGCUUUUUACUGAUUAGUUCUUCUCAUUCCACGUUUAGUAGAAAAUCAUCCAACUUUAGGUUGCUAACCUCAUGUUAUAUUGUUUCUGUACCGAAAUGAUGAUUAUCAGAAUAAAUGAAGCUGUUUAGG